Molecule: messenger RNA, 859 nt
Organism: Frankliniella occidentalis (western flower thrips)
Lineage: Eukaryota; Metazoa; Arthropoda; Insecta; Thysanoptera; Thripidae
Source: RefSeq, a predicted model, not a curated record
GGGGCGGGACGAGGUUCUCAUUCAUUCCCAUUCAGUCGGUGUCGGUGAGUCAGUGGCCGCGUGUGCCGUGUGCGUGGCUCGUGGCCCAGCUGCGCCAAGCUGCGCGCUCGCUACGCCCCGCUCCGGCGGCGCCUCGCACGCCCGCGCCCCACCCAGACGUGCUCACACGUCACAAGAACCUCCGUCUGCGAUGUCGUGAUACGUGACGAUGUCAGCUGGCGACAAGAAGCAGGAACUACAAGAGCUGGUCCGCCUCUUCGCCUCCGCCAACGAGAACGCGCUCCGGAACGGGGCGGACGUCGAGGACCUGUACGCCGUCUUCCUCCAGUCCCAGUGUCGCCCGGGCGUCUCGUUGCGCAAGCGGAGGCGAGGUUAUGGCCGAGUGGUGCUGUCAGUGACCGUGCCAGUGUGCGUCGUCCUGGUGGGGCUGAUCCUCGCCGUCCUGGGGCUCUUCAGCGAGGACAUAGUGAACACCGCUCUGGGUGUGCGAUGUGUGGUGCCCAACAACUUCCUAGUGUGGGAGGCAACCAGACCCAUUGCAGACUGCAACAUUUGCAGGGGCAUAACUGAUGUUUUGCAAUUGCAUAAUGUCAGUCGCUUGGAGUUUGAAAAGUACGCAUACUCUUAUCAACCAAUCUUGGUGAAAGGCGCAGCUGCAGACUGGCCUGCCAUCCGAACAUUCAGCUAUGACUAUUUUAAGAAACUGUACGAGUCAACUGAAGGAGCGUAUGAAUCUGUGGAAGAUGAAUGCCAGCUCCUCACUUUUAAGACUGAGUUCCUCUCCUUGAAAGAUGUGUUUUCCAUGUCAAGAUCAAGAGUCUUAAACUUGGAUGGCGAACAGCCCUGGUACAUUGGUUGG